AGCCACCUACACCCCACCGUCUCUACAUCUCAUCAAGCCUCUCAACAUUACUUACAUAUAUAUUACUAGUAGUGUCUCAUCUUCUUGCUCUUCUCUCAUCUAUUUCUCUUUCUCUGGCUCUUUCACACUCUCUAGAACUGUUAGUUUGGGAUUAAACUCAACUAACCUUUUCUGUAAAAAAAUACAACAUAAAUAUCUUCCUGUCUUUGGCUUGAAAUCUUGUUAGAAGAAGAGAACCAUGUCUGUUGUUUUAGUUCUUCCACUGCUCAUCAUCUUUGCUUUCACCAGCCAUUCAGCAGAUGCUGUAUGGUGUGCUUGCAGACCAGAUCAGAGUGAUGUAGUUCUUCAAAAGGCUAUUGACUAUGCUUGUGGAAAUGGAGCUGAUUGUUCAGCCAUUAAUCAAGGUGGAGUUUGUUACCAACCUAACACUGUGAGGGCUCAUUGUUCUUAUGCUGUUAACAGCUAUUACCAAAAGAAAGGUGGAGCUCAGGGAAGCUGUGAAUUUUCCGGCAGUGCAGCUGUUACUUCUACUGACCCAAGUCCUGGUGGUUCUUGUACAUUUACUUCUGGAGGCGGUGGUGGCGGAGGAGGAGGAGGAGGAGUGACUGUAAAUCCUCCAUCUACAACAUCACCACCAGGUUCAACUACACCAACAGGUGGAUCUUCAACACCUGGUGGGUCAACCAUGACACCAGGAUCCACCACCACACCUGGGUCAUCAUCGUCCACAUUUUCACCACCUGGAAGCCUCACAAAUGGAAACGGCGGAAUGAUGGGAGGAGGAUUUGGUACGGGUUUAGGUCCUUCAGGAACUGGUAGCAUUGAUACUAGUGACGGCGGAACCGUCUUAAAAAACACUAACUACGUCUCUUUACUACUCACUGUUUGGUUUUCUGCCCUCCUAUUCUUAUGGGUUUGAUGAAGAUGAACAAAUUUGGUGGCACCGGCGAAGUAGAUAAGAGAUGACAUUUAUUCUCCACUAGGGUUUUCUACUUUUUUUUUUUUUUUUUUCCUUUCUAGAGGAAUGAAAGUUGGGUGUUGAUUCUCCUUUUUGUGUGCGGCAAUGAAUUUAGAUGGAUGGUUGUGGGAGAAGAACCUAAUCUUUUCAGCCCUUCUUUUUUCUUAUCUUUUUGGACAUUUUCUUUCUUUCUCUUUUCCUCUUUUUGUAUAUCUAGAGAGGUGGUAGUAAUUUAUUAUUAAAAUUUUAAUUAUUAUUCAGAGGAUUAUCCAGCACCUUAAAGAUUUGAUCAUAUGUAUUUUCAUGUAGAGGAGUGCUCUGGCUAGUCUAGUUAAAUACUGUUAUUUUCACCUUCA
This is a messenger RNA of Papaver somniferum (opium poppy), 1314 nucleotides long. RefSeq names its product PLASMODESMATA CALLOSE-BINDING PROTEIN 2-like. Bases 239 to 919 code for a protein of 226 amino acids. The record is from RefSeq and is a predicted model, not a curated record. The transcript is spliced from 4 exons. Lineage: Eukaryota; Viridiplantae; Streptophyta; Magnoliopsida; Ranunculales; Papaveraceae.